Messenger RNA from Daldinia decipiens, 1827 nucleotides. Its product is annotated as SAICAR synthase-like protein. The transcript has a single exon. The coding region runs from base 391 to 1506 and encodes 371 amino acids. Gene Ontology annotation, biological process: phosphatidylinositol metabolic process. The record is from RefSeq and is a predicted model, not a curated record. Gene Ontology annotation, molecular function: phosphatidylinositol kinase activity. NCBI's taxonomy places the organism in Eukaryota, Fungi, Ascomycota, Sordariomycetes, Xylariales, Hypoxylaceae.
UUCCACUGAAUAACGAAAUUCUCAACUCGGCUUUUUGAAUGAAAAAUAAACGAGGAAUAUAAAGAAAGGGGUAAAAUGAUGAUUGAAUGAAUGAAUGAACCUUAUGGUGAAACGGACAUGAGAGAAAGGUAUUAAUUAGGGCUGUAAUGUGACUAUUUCGUAAGGCCAGUAAUACGAGUCUUGUCCUUUCAUGACGUCACUUACUUCUGUUCUACCGGAGCAUUUCUUUUUCUUCUAUUCCAAUGUUGACACCCGUAUCAUGAGUGGUACAUACCCAGGUUAGGUUAAUCUAUUUGAAUCUAGACUGUUCGUAAACUUUGGCUUAACAUCAACACCGCUCACCUUCUCGUCGUCUUGUCCCUCAGGCAACAAAACGAGUCUGUUCUCAACAUGACUCGACGUGAGACUCUAAUCGCCCUCUCCAUAGUGUAUGCCAUUCUAACGGCCAAAGAGGAUGGCAGACCUGCUCGGAAACCUUCUCUCUUGAGGAGAGUUCUUCGCCUCUUCUAUAUGUAUUGGCUAUCCUUCCGACUGGUACGGGAAGAUCUGUUUAAGCCUCUGCGUAGCGUAUGGAUAAUCAACGAGGACAGCUAUAAAGCCAGCUUUAGUGCCAAGAAACAGAUCGACAAGAAGAAUAAAGCUGUUCUAAUACCAAUGGGUGAUAUGGGUUACAGUGGCUCGACAUUCUUCUGCACUAAUGACGGCGCCUAUCUGGUGAAGUCGGUUCCUCGACACUUUGAGCAUUACUUCUUCAAGAAUGAGAUGCUCAUACCUUACGCCGAUCAUAUGCGCGUCAACCGUUCUAGUCUACUAGUGCGCAUCACCAACUUCCUCGAGAGCACCCACAAGACUAUAGGUACGCUGUUAGGCCUCGCGCCAAGCCAUCACAUCGUCAUGGAAAAUAUCUUGUACGGACAGGACCAAGGCCCAAAAUCGAAAUGGGAGUCGUCGGACCUAAAACCUACCUCCUAUUUCUUCCCCGAGAGAGACAUCGCCGGAGGAGCGUUAGCUUCCCAGGCCACCAAGUCAAAGCUCGCAGACGAAUUCAACGAUAAGAUUCGACUCUCCGAAGCACAGGCUACCGAAUUUCAACGUCAGAUAGAAAACGACACUCUACUUCUUGCGAACUGCAAUGCCGUCGACUAUUCGCUCUUUCUCGUUCGGAUAUCUGCGUUAGACGCCCCGACCGUCGAAUCGGAACCCCUAAUCGAGUUGGAAGAGGCCGGCGACGAACCCAUCCCGUCUGUCCAACUGCCUUUCACACCGCCUAAUCCCCCGAGCUGGAGGACGGGAGUCGUAUCGAGCGACGGUAGAGAGAUUUACAGAGCUUCCAUCUUGGAUUUCUUCUGGGCUAAGCACACAAUUCACGCAAAGGCAAUGACUACGUUGAUCCGAGGGUAUAACCUCAUUGACGACCAAGGACCGAUGAGCAUCACCACGGACAGCGAGGAGUACCGAAACAGGUUCUUAGAUAUGUGUAAGGGGCUCGUAGAAGUACAAGGAUAAUGUUCAAGCAGGAAUUUUCUGGAGUUGGUUUACUACAUACGGUGGCGUUAUAUACAGAGAGGAACUUGGUUAUUGGAUUCUCUUUCCUUGGAGCUGGGCGGGCAAUAACAUAUACCCCUAUAUAUCUCCAUUGUUUAUCUAUUGCUAUGGUCAUUAGUAAUAAAAUAAGGCCCUCAUCGUCCGAAAUUUCUCAUCAUACCCUUCUUUGAUGCUUGCAUAAAUGUCCUUUUGUUCCGUAUAAGAGACGACGGGAAAUGAAGCAUGAGAGUACCUCCUCGAUUUAGAUUUAAUCAUGAAAAGAAGCAAGAUGUCCUAACAAAG